This is a messenger RNA of Abrus precatorius (Indian licorice), 1226 nucleotides long. RefSeq names its product protein SCO1 homolog 1, mitochondrial. The coding region runs from base 29 to 970 and encodes 313 amino acids. The record is from RefSeq and is a predicted model, not a curated record. NCBI's taxonomy places the organism in Eukaryota, Viridiplantae, Streptophyta, Magnoliopsida, Fabales, Fabaceae. The transcript has 7 exons. Gene Ontology annotation, biological process: mitochondrial respiratory chain complex IV assembly.
GGUUUUUGCGAAGCAGAGAGUUCAUCUAAUGGCGUCCAUCAUAUCCACCAAAGCCAACCACUUUCGCUAUUCCUUUCGCCUUCUUCGUUAUUGCAGACCAUUCUCUCCUCUUCUUCAACCACCCCAUCACCGUCACCUGGUUGGGAAUCAAGGUUUUGGUAAUGGGUCUUUGGCGCUGUUUCGGAGGUUUCUAUCUGGUGUUGCUUCUGAUACUGUUAAUAAAGAAAACCCAUCAUCAGAUCAAUCUGCAAAAGUUGGUUCUGGCCAAGGAAAAGAGUCUGGAGGAGAAGAACGGGAUCAGAAAAGUGAUGAAGGAAAACCUGUUCGUGGAGGGCCUGUUUCUUGGUUGAGCUUUCUUCUUCUGGUUCUCACUGGGGCUGGAUUGGUAUUCUACUAUGACAGGGAAAAGAAACGACAUAUUGAAGAAAUACAUAAUGCUUCAGAGGCUGUUAAGCAGGGACCUUCUGCAGGAAGAGCUGCGAUUGGGGGUCCAUUUCACCUUGUCAACCAUCACGGGAAACGUGUAACUGAAAAGGAUUUUGUGGGACAAUGGACUUUGUUGUAUUUUGGCUUUACUCACUGCCCAGAUAUCUGUCCAGAAGAACUACAGAAGUUAGUAGCUGCUGUUGAUAAAAUAAAGCAGAAAGCUGGAAUGGAACUUGUGCCAGUUUUUAUCUCUGUAGAUCCUGAGAGGGAUACUGUUGAACAAGUGGGUGAAUAUGUCAAAGAAUUUCAUCCUAAAUUAAUUGGAUUAACUGGUAGCCCGGAAGAGAUAAAGAAUGUUGCCCGUGCAUAUCGCGUUUAUUACAUGAAGACAGCAGAGGAAGACUCAGAUUAUCUUGUUGAUCACUCCAUAGUUAUAUACUUGAUGAGUCCUGAUAUGGAAUUUGUAAAGUUUUUCGGCAAGAACAAUGAUGUUGACUCACUUGCUGAUGGAGUAAUUAAAGAGGUAAAGCAGUAUAAGAAAUAAUCGGCACACCAGUGCUAUUGAUACCCCCCAUUUCUUCCUUGUGGAAAAAAAAUUGUCAGAGUUUUGGCUUUAUGGUAGUAAACUAAAUCAGCGAGUCUGAAUUUACUUCUGAAGGCUAGUUCCUUUUUAGGCGAUUCUGAAGAUUUGAGUCUUAUGGGCAAUUUAAUUGGUGUCAAUUGUUUCAUUGGUUAGAAACUUUAGUAUCAUGCUUCAAAAAAUUUUGGGGAUAUGUUGUUAUUUGUGUGGAUUUUAACAU